GACCGACGUGGCUAAGCCUAAGUGGCGAAGGAGGCCUACUAUACGUAUACUGGAUUGGAAACCCCAACAAGUAAAUCAAGUAAAUACAGCUAUUUAAGGAACAAGAUGAAUACAGAGGUGAAACGAUAUAACUCAUCUGAGCCGCAGGAACAGAUUUAUGGAUUCUCGUGGAUUGUGCUUAUUGGUAUUGUAAUGAUCUUCAAGAUAUUCACAUUUAGCCCCAAGAAUUCCACCAACUUCCAGCUCAUGCUUCGGUUCAUUCAAGGAGUUACUGCAUUGGGUCUUGUUGCUGCCAUCUGCAUUGUCAUUGCCUUGACUCGCCUUUCUAUUGCUGAUUUAUUUGCUAGUGUCCUGGCAUUCGUUGCUACAGGAUGGGCCCUUAUUUGUUUGGCCAUCACAUGGAAGAGGGUGGUGAGAAGUUUAGGGAUGUGGGAUUCUGUUAAAGAGUUUGCACGAAUGUACGAUGCGGGAAUGGGAAUGGUCAUCUUUGCCCCUAUAGCAGUUCUGUCGUGGUUUCCCUUUGUGUCUACCUUCCAGUCUCGCAUUCUCUUUAACCAAGCGUUCAGUCGCGGGUUGGAGAUCUCGCUCAUUCUUGCUGGGAACAAAGCCAAUAUUGAACCCUCUGCUUUUUAGUGAACUACUUGAGACCUCAUUCUUGCUGCCCUUCAAAGCUAUUGUUGAGUUUGAAAAGGACUGAUGGCUGUUGACCCUUGUGAUCCUAACUUAUGUAUUACUAUACAAUUCUUCUUUUGGAAACCAAGGGACUUUCUUUUUAUCUCACUUUGUAAUUUUUUUUUCUUUCCAAAAUUUGGAUUGUACAUAAGCAUUCAUUUUGAUUGGCACUUGGCAAUGGUGAUUGGUCCA
This is a messenger RNA of Cuscuta campestris, 864 nucleotides long. NCBI's taxonomy places the organism in Eukaryota, Viridiplantae, Streptophyta, Magnoliopsida, Solanales, Convolvulaceae. The record is from the annotation of a GenBank genome assembly.